Messenger RNA from Rotaria sp. Silwood1, 564 nucleotides. The record is from the annotation of a GenBank genome assembly. NCBI's taxonomy places the organism in Eukaryota, Metazoa, Rotifera, Eurotatoria, Philodinida, Philodinidae.
AUGGGUACAACUCCACAAGAGGAAGCACUUGUAAUGAUGCUCUGUGAAGAGGCACACGAUGUUCGCGCUAAAUUUAGAGCCCUUUGCAAUAAACUAAACGGUGGUUCAGAUGCCGAGAAGAAAGAAUUUCUCGAGACAGUCCUCGGGGUAUUUUUCAAGCAGCUCGAUGCUCUUCUCAACAAACGGAACAGCAAGUUUGCUAUUGGUGAUCAACCGACCGUGGCUGAUUUUCUACUAUAUGAAUAUAUCGAUUAUUGUCUCUCCUUUGACGAUGAACAUACACUGCUUGAGCAAUAUCCAAAUGUUCAACGACUACUUCAACAAAUUCAAGAAUUGCCCGAAUUGAAAGAAUAUAUUGCAACAACACACGCUCAAGUACCGAUGAACAUCAAGUAACAUAAUCUUGCUAUAUUAAUUGUAUCAUUUACAAAAACUAUAACAGUUGCAUCUGAAAAACAUUUUAAAAAUCUUUCAACAUUUACAUUUCAUAUUGAUACAAUGAAACAAUAUAAAUCAAUACGUAUUGAUAUUGAUCAAACAAAUAAAACACUUGAACAAUUAUGA